Molecule: messenger RNA, 3565 nt
Organism: Peromyscus leucopus (white-footed mouse)
Lineage: Eukaryota; Metazoa; Chordata; Mammalia; Rodentia; Cricetidae
Gene: Slc26a9
Product: solute carrier family 26 member 9
Exons: 19
Coding region: 677-3130 (817 amino acids)
Biological process (GO): transmembrane transport
Cellular component (GO): membrane
Molecular function (GO): sulfate transmembrane transporter activity; chloride transmembrane transporter activity; oxalate transmembrane transporter activity
Source: RefSeq, a predicted model, not a curated record
AGGGACAGAACUGGAAACCAAGUCUCCACCUCAGCUCCUCCAGGGCCUCCAGACACCAUUCAUUCCCUUUCCCAGGGUGCUCAGAGGUCCACUGUCCCCCACCUCCAGUGCCCCAACCUUCAAAGCAAGAGCCUCAGAGCCCCACCCCUCAGGUGCCUUCAAUAGCGUCCAUUGUCCAAGAGGCUGUGUGGCUUGACCCCCAGCCCCAUAAGUAGCAGGACAGCAAGCUCAGAGAGGAAUCUGCCUGGUGCCCCUCCUCUGCGGACUGCCUUGGGGGAGUCUGUGGGGUAGCGGGGCCCCGCUGAAUGUGACCUAUUGUCUUUGGGGUGGAUUUAGGAAGUGCCAAGCUCCCAUCAAACAGCCCUGCUCCCGGGGUAAAAACAAAAAAAGGGCUGUUCAUUUGGGACCUUUUCCCCCUUAUCUCCUUCUCCUAUCUCCUUAGGCUUAGCUCUGGUGUAGUGUUCAAAACCACUUCCCCUCCGAGCCAAUCAGAAGCCGGGGCUCACCUGUGGCCCUGAGGUGAAGUUAUUUAUAAACGCCUCCCUGGAUUAUUUGAGCAGAGCCUUUUCACACACCUCAGGAACACCUCUCUGCUGCCUGCUGCCCGCCCGCCCGGACACACCUGCAGCCCUGCCCAGCCGGCUCUGCUCACUCAGAGCGUGUCAAUGCCCCAGCCAUGAGCCAGCCCAGGCCCCGCUACGUGGUAGACAGAGCUGCAUACUCCCUCUCCCUCUUCGAUGAUGAGUUCGAGAAAAAGGACCGCACCUACCCGGUGGGAGAGAAACUUCGCAACACCUUCAGGUGCUCCUCCGCCAAGUUCAAAGCCAUUGUGUUUGGGCUGUUGCCUGUGCUCUCCUGGCUCCCCAAGUACAAGGUCAAAGACUACAUCAUCCCUGACUUGCUGGGUGGACUCAGUGGGGGUUGUAUACAGGUGCCACAAGGCAUGGCAUUUGCACUGCUGGCCAACCUUCCUGCAGUCAAUGGCCUCUAUUCCUCCUUCUUCCCCCUCCUGACCUACUUCUUCCUCGGGGGUAUACACCAGAUGGUGCCAGGUACCUUUGCCGUUAUCAGCAUCCUGGUGGGUAACAUCUGUCUGCAGCUGGCCCCGGAAUCGAAAUUCCAGAUCUUCAACAACGUCACCAACGAGACCUACGUGGACACAGCAGCCAUGGAGGCAGAGAGGCUGCAUGUGUCAGCGACACUUGCCUGCCUGACUGCUGUCAUCCAGAUGGGCUUGGGCUUCAUGCAGUUUGGCUUUGUCGCCAUUUACCUCUCGGAAUCCUUCAUCCGGGGCUUCAUGACAGCCGCUGGCCUGCAGAUCCUGAUCUCGGUGCUCAAGUACAUCUUUGGUCUGACCAUCCCCUCCUACACAGGCCCAGGCUCCAUCGUUUUUACCUUCAUUGACAUCUGCAAAAACCUCCCCCACACCAACAUCGCCUCGCUCGUCUUCGCCCUGGUCAGCGCUGUCUUCCUGGUGCUGGUGAAGGAACUCAACGCUCGGUACAUGCACAAGAUCCACUUCCCCAUCCCUACGGAGAUGAUCGUGGUGGUGGUGGCAACAGCCAUCUCUGGGAGCUACAAGAUGCCAAAAAAAUACCACAUGCAGAUCGUGGGGGAGAUCCAACAUGGGUUUCCCUCUCCAGUGGUGCCGGUGGUUUCGCAGUGGAAGGACAUGGUGGGCACAGCCUUCUCCCUGGCAAUUGUGGGCUACGUCAUCAACCUGGCUAUGGGCCGGACCCUUGCCAACAAGCAUGGCUAUGAUGUGGAUUCUAAUCAGGAGAUGAUCGCCCUGGGCUGCAGCAACUUCUUCGGCUCCUUUUUCAAGAUCCACGUCAUUUGUUGUGCCCUCUCUGUCACGCUGGCUGUGGACGGGGCUGGAGGAAGGUCUCAGGUGGCAAGCUUGUGUGUGUCUCUGGUGGUGAUGAUCACUAUGCUGGUCCUGGGGUCCUAUCUGUACCCUCUCCCCAAGGCUGUGCUAGGAGCCCUGAUAGCUGUCAACCUCAAGAACUCCCUCAAGCAACUCAGUGACCCCUACUACCUGUGGAGGAAGAGCAAGCUGGACUGUUGUGUCUGGGUGGUCAGCUUCCUCUCCUCGUUCUUCCUGAGUCUGCCCUAUGGCGUAGCAGUGGGUGUCGCCUUCUCCAUCCUGGUUGUGGUCUUCCAGACCCAGUUUCGAAAUGGCUCCACACUAGCCCAGGUCAUGGACACGGACAUCUAUGUGAACCCCAAGACCUACAACAGGGCCCAGGAAAUUGAGGGGGUUAAGAUUGUGACUUACUGCUCCCCGCUCUACUUUGCCAACUCAGAGAUCUUCAGGCAGAAGGUCAUUGCCAAGACAGGUAUGGACCCCCAGAAAAUACUACUGGCCAAGCAGAAAUAUCUCCGGAAGCAGGAGAAGAGGACAGCGAUGCCCACACAGCAGAGGAAGUCCCUCUUCAUGAAAACCAAGACGGUCUCUCUGCAGGAACUCCAGCAGGACUUUGAAACUGCUCCCUCAACUGACCCCAACAAUAACCAAGCGCCUGCAGGGGAUGCCAACAUAUCCUACAUCACCUUCAGCCCAGACACCUCGGCAGCUGCCCCGUGCGAGCCGCCCACCUCCGCUCAGUCCCCCAGGGAGCCUAGUGAAGCGCUAGCCAGCGUCCCGCCCUUUGUCACCUUCCACACCCUCAUCCUCGACAUGAGUGGAGUCAGCUUCGUGGACCUGAUGGGCAUCAAAGCCCUAGCCAAGCUAAGCUCCACCUAUGGGAAGAUCGGAGUCCAGAUCUUUCUGGUGAACAUCCAUGCCCAGGUGUACAAUGACAUCAGCCAUGGAGGAGUCUUUGAAGAUGGGUGUGUCCAGCGCGAUCACGUGUUCCCCAGCAUCCAUGAUGCGGUCCUCUUUGCCCAGGCGAAUACUAGAGAAGCCCCGGCAAGCAGCUUCCAAGGGGUAAGGUCUCCCCACACACCUGAAGAAUCCAAGGGCUCCCACAAACAGGAGGACCAAUGCAUGUUAGAAAGAACAGGAAGAGGGUUUCAGAUCCAUCACCAAUCCCGCCACCUCACUCUCUUGAAUCUCGGUUUCCCUAUCUGUAGAAUGGGCACCACCAACGAUCACAUGCCACAGCGGCUUUUCAUUGUUUCUGGUUAGGGUGAAGUAAUGAUUAUACAUCCUUAUACAAAAAUACAAUUUUACUGACUGCUCUGUGUAUCUGGUGUCUCGCCGGCCAUCACCUUCACUGUUUUGUAGUAGUGGUGGGUGUCCUGGCUUGGAGAUUUCAGGCUUGGAGGGAGAGGCUGAGUUUUGUCUCAGCCUCUUGGCAUUUAAUUUACUAGCUCAGGGAGUGAUGUGAGAUACAAAUAACUGUCUAAAACUUCAGAAGCUGAAGAGCCAGACCCAGCCUCCUCUCACUUGCAGGGCCUGGGAGACUAGGGAAGUGUUCUGAUUUGUCCACAGGGACUCUUGGAGAAUCCUUCUUAUUUGUCAUUACACCAAUAAUAUCCAGUUAUGUGGGUCCUGGGAAUCGAACUUGGGUUCUUUGGCUUGGUGAUGAGUGCCUUUGCCCACCGAGUCAUCUCUCUCACC